Messenger RNA from Jaminaea rosea, 1440 nucleotides. RefSeq names its product molybdopterin binding oxidoreductase. Lineage: Eukaryota; Fungi; Basidiomycota; Exobasidiomycetes; Microstromatales. The transcript is spliced from 2 exons. Bases 106 to 1299 code for a protein of 397 amino acids. The record is from RefSeq and is a predicted model, not a curated record. Gene Ontology annotation, cellular component: mitochondrion.
CAUGAAUGCACGCACGGCAGCCAAGCGGCAAGAGCAAGGGUUCAAUGUGGAGAGACCCUCUGAGUCGAGAAGGACUUGUCUUUGCCUUGAUCAUCCAGAGGCAGCAUGAGCGACACCAAGCAUUUUGAUUCAGAGGGCGUCGUACACGAGAAAGGGCGCCACGGCGAAGCUUUCAAUGCUGAGCCGUCGAUCCCCAAUCUCACAUCACAAGGCGUCACAAGCCAGGAACAGCUCUUUCGUCGCAAUCACGACGACAUCGUCUACGCGGAGCCAGACGUGCCAGCCACGAAGGAAGAGUGGACCCUGGAUGUCAUCGUGGACGCGGAUGUUGCUCAGGAGCAAGGCUGGAAAGAGUGGACCACGGGGACGAAGGGCAGCGAGUUCAGCCAGGAUGAUGGGGACGACGAUGCUACGAUUGCACGAUCGAAAGCGGAGAAUAUAUCUCUGAGCAAGCUCAAGUCCUUCUACCCCAACCGAAGCGUUCUCUCAGCAAUGGAGUGCGCAGGGAAUCGUCGCAGCGAGAUGGAGGCACGCAAGAGCAACCCAGCAUCAGUGGAAGGUCUGCAAUGGAAGCAAGGAGCGAUAGGCAACGCACAAUGGCAAGGAGCUUCCCUGCGCGAGGUGCUCCUCUCCCUGGGCAUCGCAGAUCCCUACGAUCACCUGACACCCGAGGAAUCCGCCCGCUUGCCGCCAACUGUGGACUCAAUGCAGACACGUAGCGCUCCCUGGUCACGCCAUCUCUUCGUGCACUUCCUUUCCUCGCAGCCAAGCAGCGAGUCUACCAAACCACAGGGGCAAGUGUACGGCUCCUCUAUCCCUCUCAGUACGGCGAUGCAUCCAAACCAGGAUGUCCUGCUAUGUUGGUCUGUCAACAACGUUGACCUAGGUCCCGCACACGGCUAUCCACUCCGUGCGGUCAUUCCUGGCCAUGUAGCCGCGCGCUGGGUGAAAUGGUUGAGUGGAAUCAGAGUGAGCAAGAGAGAGAACGACAGUCCGGCUAUGCGAGAUGAUUAUAAGAUCUUGACGCCGCCCAAAGAGGUCAGAGAGCGUGGAGAGGAAAAAGAGUGGGCGGAGAGUGUCACGGGUGAAAAUCAAGAUCCCGACAAGAGAAUGAAGGAGUUGCACGCCUUACCCGCUAUGAUGCGGUUAGGGGUCGGGUCAGGCGUGGGAGAGCCGGUCGAGAGGGAUGGCGGUACUGUGGUUAGUGUGAAUGGGGAGGGAAUGUGGAAGGCGGAGGGGUACGCAGUGGGGACUGAAGGUGAGCGCAAUGGCGAGAUGGGGAUCUUCGACAUUCACUAACACGUCUGUCGCCAUCGCAGGCUCCCCGGUGACUCUCGUCGAGCUUGUCAUCCUCCCUUACUCUGGCAAAGACGACGACGAGUCCUCCUCUCUCGAAAGUCUUCGUCAAGCUGCCUCGCAAGUCCCACGGGAGAAGUGGAG